AAAUAAAUCAGCCAAAGAAUUCAGUACCUUGGGUUAAAGAAUUUAGUACCUUUGGUUAAGAGUAUGUGGGCCCCAUACCUAAUUAAAAAAUUAAUAUUUUUUUAAAUAAAUAAAUAAAUAAAUGUAUUAAAUUUGACUAAGAAACUAGCCGUUAGUUUCUCUAUUUAAAGGGGCAUGAACCUGGCAGAAUCACCAUUGUUGCUUAACAAAAUUCAUCCAAAACCAUUUGUCACUGAUUCAAUUUCAAUAAAAAAAAAAACAAAAACAACAAGACAGAAUCUGUAGCAGUUUAACCAACAACAAAAUUCAUCAAAACAGGUUCAUUGACCAUGUUUAUUUAGGCAGAAAUUCUUCAAGGUUUUCCCAGAUUUUGUAGAAAAAAAAUAAUAAAAAAAAUAAAAACACAGAAACAGAAGUUGUUGCUGCUUCCCCUGCUGCUGGUACUUCAAGUCUGCCCCUGCUGCUGCUUCUUCUGUCCAGCCACAAAAUCAGCCAUUGUUGCUUAACAAAAUUCAUCCAAAACCAUUUGUCCCUGAUUCAAUUUUUAAAAAAAAAAAAAAAACAGCAAGACAGAAUCUGUAGCAGUAUACCCAGCAACAAAAUUCAUCAAAACAGGUUCACUGACCAUGAUUAUUUAGACAUAAAUUCUUCAACAAGGUUUUCCCAGAUUUUAUAGAAAAAAAAUAAUAAAAAAAAAACACAGAAACAGAAGUUGCUACUGCUUCCUUGCUGCUGGUACUUCAAGUCUGCCCCUACUGUUGCUUCUUCUGUCCAACCACAAAAUCAGCCUCCUGCAAAUUUGAAAAAACAGAAACAGUAAGGUGCAUAUCAUGGACUACUGCCACUGUAACAGAAGGGCUAUGCAAAGGAUAUCAAGGAAAAAUUUGUGAGAAUUACAAAUGCUACAAUGGAUGCAAUUACUUUGAAUGGGUUGACAUGCCUCACCCUAUUGAAUUGAGGGAUGAAAUGGUGUUGAUGAUUAACAACAAAUCAUCAACACCAUUUAGUGCGAAAAACAUAUAAACUAAUCCAACCCUUGCACAUUGUAAACAACAUGAAAUCAACAUUCAACAACAACACUACCUUAAUCCAACAACAAACAACAACAAAGCAACAAAUUUAACACGAAAAACACAACCAAUCGACAUCAUCAAUUUGUUCAAAAAAAAACCCAAAAUAUCAAAAACCCUAGGUCGCAACAAACAUCAACAAAUGGGCAAAAAAUCCAAAAUUUAUAUCAAAUUAACAACAUAAACGAUGAGAAGUUGAGCUUACCUCAAAAAAAUGGCGGCUUUUGGUGUCGUUUUCCCCAGAAUCGAGCCCAAGGUUGCUCGUUGUUCUUCGAAAGUGACGCAACAAUGUUUUCAGAAAUGGGAAAGAAUAAAGGAGCAAAAGGGGGGAAUAAAGAAAAAGAAAGGGAAAAAAAAUAGGUUGACCCGUGAAUUUUUUAAUCGGGUGGGGCCCACAAACUCUUAACCAAAGGUACUAAAUUCUUUAACCCAAGGUACUGAAUUCUUUGGCUGAUUUUUUUUUUGGCCGGAAUUCUUAACUCAGUACCCAAAAGCAAAGUAAAAAUAAUUGAGUACCUAAACGGUGAAAAAAGGAAGAAUUGAGUACCUGAUUUUGUGCUUAACUCAUAAAAAUCAAAACAAAACAAAACAAAACAAUAUAUAUUUCAUCAACUUAUACUUUAAGUUUAAGCCCACAUCAAAAAAAAAAAUAUAUAAAAAAUUUUAUACUUCAAGCCACUUUCUUUUUUUUUUUUUUUUUUUUUUUUGAGGAAAUACUUCAAGCCACUUUCACGUCCAUCUUAAAAUUUAAAUUAAAAUUAAUUAAAUAAAAAAAGUUGGAAAAAAAAAGAAGAAGAAUCCAAGAAUAUUUAACCAAUGAAAAAUAGAAAUGACUGAAAUGAGGGUUGAAGAGGAGCGAAAAAAUAGGGGAAUGUGGGAGUGUGGGACAACAAUUACACCCUCUCUUUAACUCAUUAACCAACUCUUUUAACCGUCACUUUCCAUUUUCACAAUUUCAAUUAUCUUCUCUCAAUUAGAUACUCCAACAAAAUGGACAACUCUUCUUUUUUCAAAAAUAAUCACGCCAAAUCCAACAAAUACUAUCAUCACUACAAUAAUAAUAAUAAUAAUAGUAGUGUUACUAGUAUAAUGAUUAGGAAAGGGCCUUGGAAACCCGAAGAAGAUCAAGUUUUAAUCAACCAUGUUAAGAAUUAUGGUCCUCGUGACUGGAGCUCCAUUCGAUCCAAAGGCCUUCUUCAACGUACUGGCAAAUCGUGUCGUCUUCGUUGGGUUAAUAAACUUCGUCCCAACUUAAAAAAUGGGUGCAAGUUUACAGCAGAAGAAGAAAGAAUGGUGAUAGAAUUGCAGGGAGAAUUCGGGAAUAAAUGGGCAAAAAUUGCGACAUAUUUGGCAGGAAGAACUGAUAAUGAUGUAAAGAAUUUCUGGAGUAGCAGGCAAAAGAGAUUGGCUAGGCUUUUGCACUCUCAAUCUCCUACUCGUCCUAAUAAGAAGCACAAAUCUUCUGCUUCUUCUUCCAAGGAUCGUCCUCACUUUCGCGAGGUAAACAUUUUAGAAUGAUCGAACAUAUCCUUAAUUAAAUGGUGUGGUGUAAAGAGGAUGAACUUGAUAGUAGAAUUGAACUUAAUUUCACAUAAUUUAAGUUGAGUAUAUAAAUGAUAUUAUGGUAAAUUUUACAAAGUACUUUAAAUAGUUUAGUGUUGUUUGAAUAUUCAUAUGAUGGUGUUAAAUAGUUUAACCACUUCAUGUUGUUUUAUUGACGUUUUAAAAUCGACUUUCUUCUGAUUCUCAGGUCUCCAAGAAUUCUUCAAUGGAGGGAGAAUCAUCCUCCAAAGCACAAUCUCUUAACUCGUCUUCUAACAGCAGCACAGGCAAGAAAACCAUGGAACUAAUACCGUUUCCUGGUUCAGUUAACCACAGUUGUCCGUGUUUUGAAGCUAAAAGUGCAACUUAUCUUGAUCCAAUUCCCUUGAACACAUACUGCAACCAUACCGACUUGCAACUACUUGAAAUGCCUUCCUUUCCCUCGAUUCCACUUCCACCCUUCCAAACAGACUUUCCAUUCCUUCCAGAAACACAGGAGCUCAUUGACAGGCUUGAUUAUAGCUUUUUUGCACCCUUUGGAUACAUCAAUGAGCCUGCACUCAUCAAUGAUGGGGUUCACUUUUUUUCGUGCUUUGGUGGAGGGGGUGUGAGUGGUGAAACAAGAGUAAAGCGGGAGGACAACCAUGUAGCACCUGACAGCUUUUUCGAUGACUUCGCAUCAGAUGUGUUUGAUGAGAUAGAG
Chenopodium quinoa (quinoa) is the source of this 3315-nucleotide messenger RNA. RefSeq names its product transcription factor DUO1-like. The transcript is spliced from 2 exons. Bases 2061 to 2588 code for a protein of 175 amino acids. The record is from RefSeq and is a predicted model, not a curated record. NCBI's taxonomy places the organism in Eukaryota, Viridiplantae, Streptophyta, Magnoliopsida, Caryophyllales, Amaranthaceae.